This is a messenger RNA of Strongylocentrotus purpuratus (purple sea urchin), 3675 nucleotides long. Its product is annotated as ankyrin repeat and death domain-containing protein 1A-like. Gene Ontology annotation, cellular component: cytoplasm. Gene Ontology annotation, molecular function: protein binding. The record is from RefSeq and is a predicted model, not a curated record. Lineage: Eukaryota; Metazoa; Echinodermata; Echinoidea; Camarodonta; Strongylocentrotidae. The transcript is spliced from 17 exons. Gene Ontology annotation, biological process: signal transduction; innate immune response. Bases 328 to 2031 code for a protein of 567 amino acids.
CACACUGCCUUAACUCAACGUAGAUUUCCUAUAACUUGUUCUUUAUCUUGUAUAAGUACCGGCAUUUAUUAGAGGAAAAGUAGAGUAUUUCUUCAGCAUAGUACUACCUGAUACAAUCUUUUACGCACCUUGCCUCGAGAAAAGAAAGGACAAACAAUUCUACAUGUCUCAUACGAACUGUUGUUAUUCAUAUGCUUGUUAAUAAUUGAUCGCAGCAACAGGUGGGUUUCCUACAUGACACCAAUCUGAUGAGGUGGGACCAGCAAAUGAAAUAGUAUUAUAUACUUGCAUUACAAGUUUGUCAAGUUGUGACGAUAAGUGUCGAAUAUGGAGGAGGAAUAUGACGAUGAAGAUGAGAUUCUUCUGCCCAAAGAGAAGCAGUUUCAUGAAGCGUCUAGGACAGGGGACCUUGCGCUGGUGGACGCCCUGAUUGCACAGAAAAUCAACGUGAAUUGCAUGGACGAACGGGAUCGUACACCAUUGCAGCUGGCAGCGGGACAAGGGCAUACGGAGGUCAUUGAAUCGCUUACUGAUGCUGAUGCUAGAAUAGAUUUGGCAGAUAAGUUUGGGAUGAACGCCCUCUUGUGGGCGACGUGGUUUGGGAAGCACGAAGCAAUGAAAGCACUUGUAAGAUCAGGAGCCGACGUUAAAGCAGAAAACAAGCAAGGGAUGAAUAUCGUCCACUGUGCAGCAUCGCGAGGUCAUCGUAACGUCCUGGAGUACAUCGUACGCGAACUCCUCGACGAGGACCCGAUGGACAGCGACUACGAAGAGGAUGACGGUGGAGGAAUCAGUCUCAAUGCUGUGUCGGGAAAGGUGACUGGCUUGUUUAGUGCAGCAGGCAACAUGAUGGGCAACAUCGGCAACAUGGCCAUGGGUAAACCGACAGAAGUGAAGAAGAAGACCAGAAGCGUAGAUUCUUUCGCGGAGAAAAAAACAAACAAAGACGACGGUGGAAAAUCUCCUCUUCACGUAGCGGCUGAACACGGCCAAGUCUCAGCUCUCGAGUAUCUCGCUAAAGUCAAAUGCAACAAGUUUGCAAGAGCAAACGAUGGUUCUACAUCACUCCAUCUAGCGGCGGGUAAUGGUCAUGUUGACAUGGUCUCCACACUCCUCGAGUAUGAACUGGAGAUUAACAUUAGAAAUGAGGAAGGGAAAACACCUCUUCUUAUGGCUGCCGAAUCGGGUCAUGCAAGCAUCGUUGAACUGCUUCUCUCUAAGGGAGCUGACGGCAAUGCCCAAGCAAACGAAAGAGCGAAAAGCAUGUCGGCAGCCCAUUUUGCAGCGAAAAAUGAUCAUCCCUCUGUCAUCAAGGUCCUAGCCUCAAAUAGGUGUAAUCUCAACAGUAAGGCAAUGUACGACAACACCCCUUUACACGUUGCCUCCACGUUGGGUCACAUCGAGAGUGUAAAGACGCUUCUAUCUUGUCGGUGUAAAGUCAACGUACUCAAUGAGAAGAGAAGAUCGGCUCUUCACGAGGCGACUGAAAACGGACUUGCAGAUAUCGUGGAACUUCUACUCGUGGCUGGAAUUAAUGUGCAAAUACAAGAGAAGAAUGGAAAGACAGCUUUAUCAAUGGCGGCCAGGGCAGAUAAUAUCACCAUCGUAGAUAUGAUCAUCAAAGCAGACAGAUACUUCAUAAAGCACAAGAAGAGACCAGGAGCCAUCCCUGAUCUGAACGUUCUGCAGUUCCGUAAAGAGGACCCCGAGUUACAGGAAAUUAUGCGUCCUAUCUGCUACAAGCUUGUCCAGAAACAACUUGCUAAGGAUGAUUGCAAGAGACUCUUCUACUACUGGGGGUUCAAACCUGAACAUAUUGAGGCCAUUGAAACACAGGAAACAGGCAAACACGCUUGGAAGGAACAUGGUUAUCGUAUGAUGUUGAUUUGGCUGCAUGGGCUUGAGGAUAACCCAAUCAAGGAACUCUACGAAGGUCUUACUAACAUUGACUGCAACAAGUUAGCUGAACAAAUUCGAGCCAAGGAGAAUAAAAGAGCAGAGGCGAAUGGAUCCAAUUGCUCGCUUUCUUGACAAUGUUUCCUUUUACCGAUGUCAACGUGACGAGGUUCUUCAAAUUCGAUCAGAAAGAUGAUGUACACGUGUUGUUAUCAAAUGAAAAACUGAUGAAAAACUGAAGGAGAAUAUUGGUAAAGUGGGCCAUAGGAAGAAUUAUGCCCGAUAUAUUGAGAAUGUAAACAGAACUCAUAGAGAGACAAGAUACAAUGUACUGCUGGCCAUUUAUUUCGUCGCAAGUAUUUUGCGCUCCAGGGAAAAAGCUAAUCCCGAAAAUAAACGGCCAUUGUGAGAUAAGUAUUAGCUGUAUAAAUUGUAUAAAGUAGAAAUAAUAUGCUUUCAAUCAGUACUAUGAUUGCUUUUAUCCAUACGAAUUUCAGCGAGCAACAUUGUUUUUAAAAUGUCAAAAUCCAUUUAUGUCACACAGUAAAAACCUUAGUGUUGCAGGCGGACACGGCGUUGGGGAAAUGUAAACUUUAAAAGAUGAUUAUCCAAGAUUUCCAUUGUGUGACGAUGUGCAUUUAAAUUAAAUCAACUACCUAAAACAGGGAAAAUUAACCCAUUUCCAGGAUUACAGGGACGUAUAAGCUCAUAUUUUCCCAAAAUAAAUAGCCCUCGGUCGAUGAAAAAGUGCACAUGUACUGAUUGAAAAUGGUGCCAAUUAUGAGAUGAAAAUGACCUAAAAUUAUCACGAUUUUUUUCUGGCUUAUGUGCCCAUUGGACCAUACCUUCCCCCAUCAUCAAUGUAAGGUGCCCCUUUAUUUUGAUUAUUUUGGAGAUAUUUCCAGACGGUCUGCCUUGAUCUUGAAAAAGUUUGCAGUUAUCAUAAAUGCUUAAAUCACUCUUCAUGGCAAUUGCAGACCCAUUUAAGUGCAACAUUUACAGCUUUACCCUAACCAUCGAAAAUAUUUCUCCACUAUCCUUUAUUUCAAUUUUUAUGAUGAUUCCAAUUAUAUUGUCGUCGUUAUUACAAGAAAAAGAUGAAAACUAUUUAAGAAUCCAUCAUGUUAGGGUUUUUUAUGUGCGAUUCUAACGUCUUUAACUUUGUUCACUGUGUCACCCGAAUUCGGCAUAAAUGGAUUUUGCCAUGUCAUUUUCAAAACGAUGUAGUUCGGUGAACCAUGUAUCGAUUAAUAUCAUCAAUGUUCCAUUGCAAGCAUAUUACUUCUAAUUCAUGAAAAGUAAGGGAUCUGUGAUCAUAUUCAUACAGCUCAUUGUUUUUUCACAACAUCCGUUUGUUUUGGGUUAUUUUUUUCCUGGGACGCAAUGUAUAUUCUAACUGGAAAGCUCAAAGAAAAAUGUUAAUUAUUAUGUUGGGUUUAGGGUAAUAUUGUUUACGAAAUAAAACCGUAUAUUCAAACAACAUUGUGUUAUGUCGAAGCGCAUGUAGCAUUACUUCUUUAUUGUAUUUAAUGCACAACCAUGUCAAUUGUGCGGAAUGUACCAAAGAAGAAUUUUUUGAAAACAGAUAAUAAACAACCGCAAAUAAGAAAGGAUAGGAAGCAGAGUGCUAGAGGUCGUUAGCCAGAGAGGGGAUUGUAUUCCAUACAGAAGUAGGGAUCGGCCUCAUCGGAAUCCCCAGGGAAACACUGAUAUCUAAAGAAGACAAUAACCCUGUCUUUCUUUCUUGAUUAUGUCACCGUCAAAAGAAGGCAUGAGUUG